GAGCUAAAUUUCUUACCCCUUUUUAACAAAAAGCCGGCAUGAAGGUCCGAUCAUGGCUAAACACAUGCUCGACCAGCACCUGCGCCACUUCCACCCACUACUCCUCCAUUCCAUUCCCCAAAAACCCCUCGCACUCAUCGGAGCAUCUCGUUUCCGACAGCUCCUCCAAUUAUUGCGGGAGCGCCACGUCAUCUUCAGCUUCUUCAAGUGACACCAGCUACAGCAGCCUCCAUAGCAACCUCUCCCUCCAGACUCUUCCAUCUGUCCCUUCCUUACAAAAGCUCUUCCCCGACGCCGUACCCUUUUCCGUCUUUCAUACCAGCAUUACUUCAGUCAAGCCCCGACCGAAGCACCCGAUCACCUGCGUUGCGGUUCAGGGUAACUUCUUGUAUGCUGCUUCUGUCAACGAAAUCAACGUCUACGAUCUCGAAACCUCCACUCUUCUCGAUGUAUAUAACAGCGAGAAAUCAUCCUCCGGUUCCGUCAAGUCCAUUACUUUCUGUAAUGGAAAAAUCUUCACUGCUCACCAGGACUGUAAGAUCCGAGUCUGGCAAAUGACCAUGACUAAAAAGCACAAGUUUUUAACCACCCUUCCAACCGUUAACGAUCGUUUUCGUCGUUUUAUUCUCCCAAAGAACUAUGUCAAGGUUCGCCGUCACGUGAAGCGGUUGUGGAUCGAACAUGCCGACGCCGUUACUGGACUAGCCGUUAGUAAAGGUCUAAUCUACUCUGUUUCUUGGGAUAAAACCUUGAAGAUAUGGCGAGCUUCUGAUGUCCGCUGUUUACAGUCUAUUAAAGCACACGACGACGCCAUUAACGCCGUCACCGCCUCUGUUGACGGCACCAUUUAUACAGGGUCCGCUGACAGGAGGAUUCGAGUCUGGGCGAUACCCUCAGGUGAGAAGCGGUACGCGUUGGUGGCGACUUUAGAGAAGCAUAAAUCAGCAGUUAAUGCACUGGCUUUAAACGCCGAUGGAUCGGUGCUUUUUUCGGGGGCAUGUGACCGUUCGAUACUGGUUUGGGAGAAGGAGGAUAGCGCCAAUUACAUGGCGGUAACGGGAGCAUUGAGAGGGCACGGGAAGGCGAUACUGUGCUUGAUCAACGUCUCUGAUUUACUUAUAAGUGGAUCUGCUGAUCAGACGGUUAGAAUUUGGCAACGUGGACUGGAAGGGAAAUACUGUUGUUUGGCAGUUUUGGAAGGUCACCAGAAGCCGGUGAAGUCGUUGACAGCGGCUAAGGAGGAUGAACAAAGUGAUGUGCUUUCGGUUAUUAGCGGAAGCCUGGAUGGGGAGAUUAGAACAUGGAAGGUCUCGGUUUCGAAACCCAAUAGCCCAUCAUAAACCACGAAUUUUCUACAGUGGAAUUUGUGAAAUAAUAAUAGGAUUGACCGUAAAUCCGUAAUUAUAUCACUAAAGGAAAAAAAAAAUUAGGAACAGAAUUUUUUUGAUAGAGUCUGGACGUUUUACCAACCAUGAUUUUUCGUUUGUUUGUUUGUUUCUUUUUUAUUUUUCGUUUUUUUUUAAAGAACUAUUUCCUUUGUAGAAUAUGUUGAUUUUUUUUUUUUUAAUUUUUCGUUUUUUAAGAAGUAUUUGCUUUGUAGAAUAUAUUGAUUUACAGAUAUAUUACGUUGUUCAUUUAAAAAAUAAUUGUAAUAGUAGCG
Messenger RNA from Durio zibethinus, 1660 nucleotides. The record is from RefSeq and is a predicted model, not a curated record. NCBI's taxonomy places the organism in Eukaryota, Viridiplantae, Streptophyta, Magnoliopsida, Malvales, Malvaceae.